Molecule: messenger RNA, 186 nt
Organism: Penicillium cosmopolitanum
Lineage: Eukaryota; Fungi; Ascomycota; Eurotiomycetes; Eurotiales; Aspergillaceae
Exons: 2
Coding region: 1-186 (61 amino acids)
Source: RefSeq, a predicted model, not a curated record
AUGGCUAACGGUGGGGUGUAUCCCAUGGACCAGAUGCAACAUCUGCCUGCAUUUCUUAUGGUCAUGGUCUGGUCUGGUCUGGUCUGGUCUGGGGGUGUUCGUCUGGGUAUCAAGCUGCUACUGCUACUGCUACUGUCAACUGCCUACAGUCUACUCGAUAACCUGCGCUUCACUACUGAUUAUUGA